AUGCCCACCCAAUUUAAUCCAAUGUCGGCCAGCAUCCCUAUUCGCAUCAACACGGCAGAACAACCUCCUUUCUACCGCAAACAACACAAACACUCGAGAUCUUCCUAUUCGGAAUCCUCCCCCUUGGCUGGGUCUCGAAAUAACUCUCUAACAUUUCGCCCACCCAAGCGCUUCAUGUCGAACCCCGACAAGACCAUCGCCGUCAUAAACGCCAGCGGCCGCCAGGCUGCCUCACUGAUCCGUGUCGCAACCGCCGUUGGCUACCAUGUUCGGGCCCAGCUGCGCAACAAGGAAGGCGUUAUUGCAACCGAGGUUGCGACAAAUCCGAACGUUACUUGCGUAGUUGGCGAGCUCUACACCAGACACCAGCCAACCGAAGCCAACAAGGAUGUCACCCAAAAUGGUCCUCUUUCCGGCGUCGGUGUAAACCACGACCUCAUCAACAACCUCUUCCGCGGCGCCCAGCUCGCUUUUAUCAACACAACUUUCUACGGCGACGAAAUUGCUAUCGGAAAGGCUCUUGCUGACGCUGCCAAGAAAGCCGGUGUGCACCAUUACAUUUACUCGUCUAUGCCCGACCACGCCGCAUACAACAAAAACUGGCCUUCUCUUCCUCUCUGGGCCGCCAAGCACAAGGUUGAGGAUUACGUCCGCCAGCUUGACCUCCCCGCUACCUUUGUCUACACCGGCAUCUACAACAACAACUUCACCUCUCUGCUUUAUCCCCUCUUCUGCACCGAGGUUCAAGAUGACGGCUCUUUUGUAUGGCAGGCGCCUUUCCACGAGGAUGCAAAGCUACCGUGGCUUGACGCUGAGCACGACGUCGGCCCCGCGAUUCUGCAGCUCUUCAAGGACGGCGUUUCCAAGUGGCGCAACGAGCGUAUUGCCCUCGCCUACGAGUACCUGACGCCCAAAGAGGCUUGUGAGCUCUUUUCUCGCGGGGUGGGUCGUCCUGUUCGCUACGUUCGCGGCCCUAUCGACAUCAAAGUUCGCAUUCCAGCAGGCUAUAGGGAGCAGCUGGAAGCUUUGGAGAAACUCUUUAGCCCCGACGAAAAAGAUCCCAAGAAGCAGCCCCCUUACUUUGGCUGUGCCAGACUCGAAGCCAACUGCCCCGCCGAGGCUUUGGAGCUGUGGGAAGGCCCCCGUGGCCUCGAGGAGUACGCGCGCGAAAUGUUUCCUCUCGAGGAAGAAGCGAAUGGCUUAACGUGGAUGCUCGAGGACGACGAAACAGAUGGCGGUGACGAAAAGUUGCAGUACGCGACUGUAUCGGUCGAGCAGCUGCGGCUGAAUGACGACAACGAUUCCGAUUCCGACGACGAAGAAGACGGCCUUGUCAUGCGGGGACUGAAGCGAGACGAGGAGCAAUGGCUUGCAUGA
This is a messenger RNA of Akanthomyces muscarius, 1377 nucleotides long. RefSeq lists its product as uncharacterized. The transcript has a single exon. Lineage: Eukaryota; Fungi; Ascomycota; Sordariomycetes; Hypocreales; Cordycipitaceae. Bases 1 to 1377 code for a protein of 458 amino acids. The record is from RefSeq and is a predicted model, not a curated record.